Messenger RNA from Austrofundulus limnaeus, 2244 nucleotides. It is a transcript of the gene bbof1a, whose product is annotated as basal body orientation factor 1a. NCBI's taxonomy places the organism in Eukaryota, Metazoa, Chordata, Actinopteri, Cyprinodontiformes, Rivulidae. The coding region runs from base 99 to 1502 and encodes 467 amino acids. The record is from RefSeq and is a predicted model, not a curated record. The transcript is spliced from 11 exons.
GGACAGGAUACUCUACCAUCAGCUCCCAGAGCUCCAAGAGUUGCUAGGCGGGCCGCGACUAUGCCAUUUCCAAGUGGAGUUAAAGUGUCGUAGCGGUGAUGACGCCGAAAGCCCCCAAAGUGAAGCGGGUAAAAGGCGGGAAAGGAAAGAAAAAUGGCAAACACAAUUCCAAGCAGGAGAAGGAGUCGGACGUGGAGAGGGUCAGGGCCAACACGGCUCUCUGGGAGCUGCGGUUAAAGGUCACCCACCAGGACCUGUCCGAGUGUCGGGAGGAGCACCACAAGCUGGCCCGCGUCAACGAGCAGCUCAGCAACCAGCUGCGUCGAACCGAGAAGGACUCCAUCGACAUGACCGGGUUCUGGCAGAAACAGGUUGAAGAGAGGGAUGAUGAGAUCAGAAACCUGGAAGAAAACCUGAGAAGACGAGAGGCUCUUGCGCUCGAAGAGAGGACCAAAACGGCCAGAGACUUCAACGCGAUGCAGAACGAAAUGAGGAAACUGAAGGAAACAAACGCCCACAAGGAGCUGGAGCUCCAAAUUAUGAGAGAAAAAAUGGAAAUGGAUGACAAAGAGCACAGGGAUGACCUUGUCAAAAUGAAGGAGAACUUCCUGAAGGAAAAGGUGACUCUGCAGACAGAGCUUAAGAAAAAGCACAGUCAGGAGAUAGAAAUGUUAAAGCUGGACCACCAGAGAGCUAUUGCCCAAGUAAAAGAUGCAUUACAGUCGGCAUUUAAAGAGCACUGCCAUCUAAAUCAAACACUGGAAAACACCGUAAAGGAGGCAGAGGACCUGAAGAAACUGACACAUUCGUUGGCUGGGGAGAACCUCUCACUGACGCUGCAGAAGGACAUGCAUGAGUUAACAUUAAAGAAUACCACAGCAGAGAUGGAGGACUUAAAGAAGAAGCUUUCUGAGCUCUCGGCCAAAAACACUUCUCUGAAGCAGGCCCUUGAGCAAACUGAGGCGAAGCUUGAGCAGCAGGAGAAGAGGGAGAAGAUGAACCUGGUCACCAUCCAGGCCGGCCAGGUGGAGCUGGACAAACUGCAGAAGGUCCUCUCCAUGCGGGAGGAGGAGAUAAAGCAGGUCAAGCAGCUGGCGAGAGUCAUUGUCGACAAGCGCAGAGAGGUGGAGAGCUUCUUCCACGAAGCCCUGGAUCACGUUAGAGRGGAGAUUGACGCCAGCCGACUGCGUUACAAAAAGGAGGCACUUCGGGAUUACCAGAGGAGCUUAAGAGAAGCCACAGCAGGAAAGAUAAAGUUCCCACCCAUCCGCACCUUCAAUAAAAAUCCCAACAGUACCAAUUCUGUGUAUGCAGACAUGGAGGCAGCUGGAAAAUGGUCUUAUCCUCCAGGCAGUGACGUUCAAAUCUCAGAUUUGACUUGGGAGCAGAAAGAACAAGUUCUCAGUCUGCUCUUUGCUAAAAUGAACGGACAGGCAGAAAGGAAGCACCACCAACAUCUGGCCAAUUGCGCCUCCUGCGAGAAGCAGAAAAGCUCCAGCUGACACCCAACGCUGCAAAGAGAAAUUCAAAAAGAAUGUACCAGAAUAAAAGUUCUAACUCAUCCUUGCAAUUUUAGGAACCCCGCGCAGAUUUAUUGGUCCCASGCUGCACGAAAAGCAGCGGGUGCCGCAUGAUUUAUGUCUUCCAGAAUUAGAGACGAGCUCUGCCCGGCGAUCAUCAGUCCCCCCCCACCCCGUCCUCCAUCAGGCGCCUGAGUCCGUUCUGCCCCCAACCACACCACAUGACCUCGCUGUAGCCUCUACACUUCACAUGACACUCCUGAAUUGUUUUCUGUGUGGUUGAAUAUGAAAUGUGUGUUUGUGUUAAAUGGGCACAUUUGGUGUGUUAAUAUUUGUGCCUGUUCAAGUAAUAUUCACCAAUAAUGGUUAGACUCUCUCCGUUCAAAAACGACAUGAAGCUACUGAUGUUUAUGGGAAAUUUUCACACCAAAAUCUAACUUACAAACAUUUACUGUAAAAAAAAAAGUAUAUUUACCAUCUGACAUUAGUCCAACCAUGUUUUCUCAUCUGCACAAUUCCCAAACAUAAACUGUUUGUUUUGUUUGUGGAAUAAAGUCUCAUCAGAAGCACUUGGGAGGACUUCACAUCCCUUUCAAGGUUCCAAGGACUUUUCAAGGUUACAUCUUUAGUUUUCCAUUGUGAGGUUACRGUUUUGAUCUGCGUGUAGAACUGAAAAACCCUGUAGAAAAACAAACAUAAAAACCCCAUCAUGUUUACAUCUCAA